AUGCCAUUUGGAAAGGGCCAAAAUGAUACACCUGACUUGGAUUUUGAGUAUGAUGAUGCCCAUAGAUAUACCUCUGAAAUCGCAGAAUUAUACAGUUACACUGAAGAACCAGAGUUUUCUUUGGGACAGAAAUGUUUUGAAGAGGAUUUCCACUCUUAUGUUGACGAGAAGUGGAGUCAGCUGGACGAGAGUCGUCAUGUGAUGCACAUAUUACGGCUACAGAAUAGUUUAGAAUGUGCCAAGAGAGAACAGAGGAUGAAAACAGCCAGAGCUGUUCUUUAUCUUGCUCAAGGUGUGUUCAGUGAAUGUUCAUCAGAGGAGGACCAGGUGAAAUGGUGUCGUCACAAUUGUUUUCUUCUCUAUCGAUGUGGCAUCUUUACCACAUUUGUAGAAUUGUUGUGCAUGGAGGCAGAGAACUCUGUUGCAGCUUCAACUGCUCUCCGUAAACCUGCUGUAUCAAUAGUUGACAGUACAGAUCUCAGAGUGGUACUUAGUGUGCUGUACAUCAUGGUUGAAACUCUUCGGACAGAACAUUCUGAGGAUACAGAUGAAAUGAAAGCAUAUAUAAACAUCUUCAAAAUAGAAAUAGGUCAAGCAGUAAAGAAUGAUGACUCUCUUUGUAUCAUCCUCUUCAACAUGGUAACUAAGUUCUGCAGUGGACAUGCUCCACAUUUCCCAAUAAAGAAGAUUCUCCUGCUGCUCUGGAAAGCUAUUUUGUUUUCCCUAGGUGGUUUGUCAGACUACUCACAGAUGAAACAAACAGCAAGAAAAUCAGCAGGUCUACCCCCUGUCAGAGAAGAUACAAUGUGUGUUGCAAAGACGAUGAGGGCAUCCUCUCCUCCGAUGGCAGCAGCUGAAGUCUUUGACCCCCAGCGGAGGUCAUCCAGACAAGCAAGAAGGGGUUUGGUGAAGCAGAAUGGAAUAGAUGAACCAAUGCCUGAGGAUCCAGCCAAUCAAGAUGAUGGUAAAGAAGAUAAUGGAAGUGAAGAAGAUGAUGAUGGGAAUGGAAGACCACCUGAUACACCAAGAGAACCUAGAAUUCUACCAUGGACACCUAAAGUCAGGCAAAGAGACCUUGAUAAUUUCUUGGAUCACACCAGGAACAAGUUUGUAGGGUAUCAAGUUCAAAGUGACACAACAACCCUGGCUGGUCUUCCCCAACCCAUCCAUGAAGGGGUUCAGAUUCUUAAAAAACAUGUAUAUGUGUCUCUGUCUGAAUUACAAGUCAAGAGAGAGGAAGAAAUCAACAAAAAUCCACUUUCCAAGGGAGAAGGAGAUUAUGUAUCAUCUUCAGUUGAAUCCCUCUAUCAAUCCAUGCUACCUAAUCUGCCCCAGUAUAUGAUAUCGCUCCUGAAGAUUCUUCUUGCUGCUGCUCCAACAUCUAAAGCCAAAACUGAAUCUAUUAAUAUCCUAGCUGAUGUUCUACCAGAAGAAAUGCCAAUCACUGUUCUACAGAGCAUGAAACUAGGAGUUGAUGUCAACAGACAUAAAGAGAUUAUUGUGAAGGCUAUCUCAGCUCUCUUACUCAUCCUUCUCAAGCAUUUCAAGCUUAACCAUGUCUAUCAGUUUGAGUUCAUGAGCCAACACCUGGUAUUUGCUAAUUGCAUCCCUCUAGUGCUCAAGUUCUUCAAUCAAAACAUCCUCUCCUAUGUGGGUGCUAAGAACAGUAUCCAUGUGAUAGACUUCCCUUCAUGUGUUAUUGGUGAUCAGCCUGAGCUUACAGCAGAGAGUCUAGAAGCUGGAGAUAGCCAGCCUUACUGUUGGAGAAAUCUCUUCUCAUGUAUUAAUCUGCUCAGAAUACUCAACAAGCUCACCAAAUGGAAACAUUCAAGAACCAUGAUGUUGGUCGUCUUCAAAUCAGCUCCAAUUUUGAAGCGUGCCCUGAAGGUUAAGCAAGCAAUGAUGCAGCUGUAUGUAUUAAAGCUUCUGAAAGUACAGACUAAAUAUCUUGGUCGUCAAUGGAGGAAGAGUAAUAUGAAGACUAUGUCAGCUAUUUAUCAGAAGGUUCGUCAUAGACUCAAUGAUGACUGGGCAUAUGGCAAUGACAUGGAUGCUAGACCAUGGGACUUUCAAGCAGAGGAAUGUGCAUUAAGAGCAUGUGUGGAUAGAUUCAACUCUAGAAGAUAUGAACACAACAACUCAACAUGUCUUCAUCCAGAACUUGCUCCUGUUGAUAAUAACUUACAGAGUGUACUUAGUCAGAAGGUGGAAUUGAGUGAAGAAUUUCAACGGUACUAUGAAGUUUGGUUAGAUAGAGAAGUCUUCUCAACACAAAUCAACUGGGACUUACUUUUGAGAGACCAGGUCUGUAUAUAGAGAUUCAAGACUGGUCUAAUAGAAAGAUCAGGUACCAGAAUUCUAGACCAUAGGCAAGGUUUUGUGUGGCAAAACAGUGAGACUGAAUCUUAAGAUUAGAUCUGCUUUGCUGUGUUUAAAGACUAGAAAUCAGGACACAUGUUAAACCCUAAUUUUUUUAACUGAGUUUAGAGGUUAUUGAACAUGUGGUUACCAAUGUAGCAAUGAUUUAAAGUUUGUAGUCCAUACAAAAACCAAAAAAAUGUACAUUACCAAAGGCCAGAGACCACAUCUUUCUAGACUUAAGGGUUGUUACAGAUUUUUUUCUUUGAAUUAAGCAUAACUGAGAGAACAAAUGGUUCUUGUGCCAAAUUUACAAUAUUGUAUUAACAAAGUGGGACUGAAUGCCCUAUAAACCUGAUAAGAUUUUGACAAGUAAUUGACUUCACAAUGAAUUGUUUGUUAAUAACAAGAAUUCUGAAGUACCAUAUUUUUUUCAACUUAAGAUGAGGCAAAUUAAAAGUGAUGUAGAAUCUGAUAUGGCAUGGGGAUAUAUUCCAAUUGUUAAUGAAGUCAUGCUUAACUUUACAAACUGUUAAAUGAAACAGUCCUUUGGACAUGCUCUGUUAUUUGGGAACACCAGAGGAGCGUUUCAUAAAAUGAAUAGCCAGAUAUUUUCACUGACAACUGUUAUAAGCUACUGAAAUCCAUGCAUCUGAUUGGUUCAAUGCAAAUUUGUCAGUGAAAAUCACUGUCAUGAUGAAUCACUCUGCAGAAUCCCUAUCUAAGGAUCAUCUGUGCAAUACUUGUGAUCAGGGAUGAUAUAAAGUGAAAACAUAGGUCACCCUAUUUUAUAUUGACCUCUAUAUUCAGAUGAGAGUGGAAAAGAGGGGUACACACAAAGAAUAAAAGUUGCAUUUCCUACUCAAAAGAAAAUCUUCAUUUAUGUUGAAUCUAGCACAAACUAAGAGCAUCAUCUGUUCACAAUCCACUGGCUAACACAGUAUUAUUUAAAUUCAGUGAAACUGCUCUCAUCCAUGAUAAAAGACCUUUGGUCAUACCAUAAAAUCAAAUAUUUUGUACAUCUGUAGUUCUGUACCCAUUUUCUCAAUUUUACCUCUCUUCAUAAACGAUGCAAGCCGUGAUGAUUUGAUAGCAUUACACCUUUUUCUGUUUCAUGGAUGAACAUAAUACAGAAUUGCCCCUUGCAUUAUAAAAAUCUAAUAUAGAUUUAAAGAAUAUCAUUGAGAACUUGUUAUAUAUGAUAUUUGAAUUGUAUUAUGGGAUGAGAAUAUGGCAACAAAAUCAAAAUGGUUAUGUACCAAGUCUAGGACAUGGUAGAAUUAAAUUUUGAUAACAUUAGAUGUCAGAUAUAUGUAAUUACUCUGAAAUUUAAACUUUUGGAUUUGUGGAUAUGUGACGUUGAUCGAUUUUUUUAAAAAUUGAACUCAUUGUUAAUUUCAGAAGAAUGUUGCUGAAUACUGGUAUUUUGCAUUUUACAGCAUUACAAAACAUUAUUCAUCAUAUAUAUUUGUAUUUUGAUAUCAUUUUUAUGAUUUUUUUUUACCACAGCCAUGCUCCAUGUAUCCGUUAUUUUCUCAUAGAUAUGAUUGAACUUAUGGAACCACUUUAUCAUAGAUUUGGUCAAUGAAACAGAUGCCAUAUGCAAUAAAUCUAUUUGUCUUUAAUUUUGUUUAGGAGGUAACAUUAAAUCUUUACUGCACGAUUUAGUUCAUAAUCUGAAUUCUGUUGUUUGAAUAAUUGAAUUUGUUUCUAGAUAGCAAAAAAAAGAGUAGGAAUGGUAUAUGUCUUAACCCGAAAUUGUAUUCCUUUUUGCAGUUUCACAAGGAGAAAAUUCCUGAAAAGGAACCAUGAGGUGUACCUCAUUCUCACAUGUUUUAAAGCAAAGUAUUAAGCAAAGCUUCUUCUCAGCUCUAAGGAUUUGAGUGUGAUACAUGUUCAUCAAACUCAUGCACAAUUUUGAUUUGUUAGCUAAAUUUCUUAGACAAUUGGUUAAAUUCAAAUGCAUUGUACAAUGUAUAAACAUUUACUCUUUGAAAAGCCUCAUAUGUUUGAUAUUUAGUAAAUCAAGAUGUUCUUUUGUUAGUAUACUGUAUCUGAAUAUCAGAGAUCUCUUGGGAGUAUUUUUUGUUUGACUUUGGAGAAAUUAUUUGUCUUGCUUUGUCUGGUGGGUGUUUCUUGAAGUUGUUAUUAAGUUAAGAGCGACUUUAAAAACGACUGGUGAACCUUUCUUACGCGCGCUAAAUAAUCACCAAUAAACAUUUAAUGGUGAAUAUCCUUUACCAUAAAGGAUCACCAGUCGUUCCUAAAUUCACUCUUAACUUAUGAUUAGCUUAAUGAAAUGCCCCCCCCCCCCCAUCUACUGAAGUUACUCUGACUUUGGUAAAUAUUUGACAUUUGGAAGGUCAGCUCAUGCAAGGUAUUUAGACUAACAUGAAGUAGAGUGAUUCAUUCACGGUAAAUUCCUUUUUUGAAAGUCUUCAAAAUUUGUUAUGUACAGAGGAGACUUUUCCACUUGAUCUUUAUGUAAUUUAUGAAUAUCAUUCAUUUCCUUCAUAUUCCAUUCAUUAACAUUGUUAUAUCAAAUUGAUUGGUCCAAUUGAGUGUAUGAAAGGGCCCUUUUAUAUUUAUGUCAACAAUUUUUUUUUCAGCACACGUACAAUUGUGUUUUAGUAUGGUAUAUUGCAAAAUCUUAUGGACAACUGACAAUCUAUAGGCAAAAAUCACUCAUAAAAUCCACUACUUUUAUUUCAUCAAGAAUCCUAUGUGCCACCUUUUUCCCGGGAGGAAAAAAAUAUUAAAGAUUAUAUACAUGUAGUCAGGCUCUUUAAGUUUCUUCCUUGGUCAAAUGGAAUUCAAUGUAGUAAUACCACUGACUCUUUGCAAUGACGACUAUUUUCUGUAGAUUUUGACAAAUGGGUUGGAUUCGCUCUUUACAUGUAAUAUGUACUUUAAUAUUUUAAUGUAUAGCUUUAUGUUUGUAAUUGUACAUAGUUUGAUCUAAUUUAAAAUAAAAGAGAUCAUGCCUCGUGUGAUCUAUAUGUAUACAAACCA
Lytechinus pictus (painted urchin) is the source of this 5370-nucleotide messenger RNA. RefSeq names its product striatin-interacting protein 1 homolog. Bases 1 to 2316 code for a protein of 771 amino acids. Lineage: Eukaryota; Metazoa; Echinodermata; Echinoidea; Temnopleuroida; Toxopneustidae. Gene Ontology annotation, cellular component: cytosol. The record is from RefSeq and is a predicted model, not a curated record. Gene Ontology annotation, biological process: cytoskeleton organization. The transcript is spliced from 21 exons.